Tympanuchus pallidicinctus (lesser prairie-chicken) is the source of this 1648-nucleotide messenger RNA. It is a transcript of the gene LYVE1, whose product is annotated as lymphatic vessel endothelial hyaluronan receptor 1. The transcript is spliced from 8 exons. Lineage: Eukaryota; Metazoa; Chordata; Aves; Galliformes; Phasianidae. Bases 591 to 1511 code for a protein of 306 amino acids. Gene Ontology annotation, biological process: cell adhesion. The record is from RefSeq and is a predicted model, not a curated record. Gene Ontology annotation, cellular component: plasma membrane. Gene Ontology annotation, molecular function: hyaluronic acid binding; transmembrane signaling receptor activity.
UUACCCAUACCAAGGAUCUUGUUCUUAGUGUUUCAUUUAUUCAGAAAAAUGAUGUAGAAGAGCAAGCAAACUCCCAUGUCAAUAGAGAAGAGGUUUGUAAGCAGGGUCAACCUCGUCAUAUCCUAAAAAUGAGAGAGGAUGUUGAAAUAUCCCGGUGAGAGUUUAACUCCUGCUUCAAAGAGUGGCUGCUUGUCUUUGAGGAGAAAGAAGACUGCAACCAUAGGAGACUAAGUGAAAGCUAAGAAUCCAAUUAAACAUCAAUAACAUGGACAGAGUUUGACUAAAGGAACUUUGCUACAGUGAGAACAAUUGGCACAAGCUGUGUUUUUUGAGUCAGCAGUAGUUAAAUUUUCCAGCAAGCCCUACAUGAAAGAAAGUGUAAAGGGUGAUUACGGAUUUCCAGUCAGUGACCUCGCCUUUGAGUGGGACAGACAACACAUCUGAGGUUUCUACGAAGCAGUGCAGUGACAGCUGAAGUUUCUUUCAAAAAGUCAUCUGAAGGGCUAUCUCAGACGUGGUCCAGUAUCUUAAUUCUUCUCAGCUCAGAAGACAAAUCACCUCAAAUUUCUCAAUUUUCUGAGUUUGUGACAAUGACAACUUAUUUUGGAGUUACCUCAGCGGUGUUAUCAGUCUGGAUUAUGACAUUCAUGGCUCAAAAUUACUGUAUAACAGGUUCCACGCUUUCACCUUGCAGGAUCACAGGUGUAGGACUGUAUCUUGACGAGAAAGUGAAUUUUUCAGAAGCAAGUAAUGUGUGCAGUCGACUGAAUCUACAACUGGCAAGUAAAGAACAGGUUGAGAAGGCUUUGAAAAAUGGCUUUGAAACAUGCAGUUCUGGAUGGAUAAAAGAUGGAUUGGUUGCCAUUCCUCGUAUAACAUCCAAUAAGAAAUGUGGUCGGGGCAGCGUUGGACUAGUGAACUGGCGUGCUAAUCAAGCUUCUAAAUUUGCAGUUUACUGCUUCAAUUCUUCAGAUGUUCAAAUUAAUUCAUGUAAACCAGACCCAACUACAACCAUACUACCAUCAAGUGUACCAACAGAAUUAACUGCGUAUUCAGGUUCAGAUUUGACUGGGAACACCACAGCAGUGCCCACUGCAACUGAACCAGAACAAACCCCGAAAAACAUGAGAUUUCGGAUAAUAUGUAUAACUGAAACUAUAUUACCAACAGAGGGGACUACUACAACAAUGCCAGAGGAAUACCACACUUACCCUGCUGCAUUUAGGAAUGAUGGUGUUGUCUUUGGAGGUAUCCCCACUGCACUCCUUGUGCUGGCAGUCAUCUUCUUCAUUAUUUCAGUUCUUCUAGCAGUCUGCUACAUCAAAAAGUACAAGAAAUCCUUCCCAUUUUCAAACAAGAAUCAGAAAAAAAUGGUUGAAGCUACGACUCUCAAAGAGACUGCAUCAAAUGACAAAACAUUUGAGAAGGAAACAAAGAAUAAUGAAAAAAAGGCAGAAGAGGCCAAAGCCAAGCCUGAAACCACAGUAAAAUGUCUAGAAGUGGAAGUUUAAGGUCAGCAGAAGAGGGAGGAGAAACGUACAGUUCUUUUUAGAAAUAUAUAAAACAAAGCACAUAACUUAGCAAUGCUUUUAAAUGCGGGUGACUGUAAAUAGUCAUGAAUUUUUUUUUCUCAUCUUAACAUAUGAAA